Molecule: messenger RNA, 2675 nt
Organism: Ziziphus jujuba (common jujube)
Lineage: Eukaryota; Viridiplantae; Streptophyta; Magnoliopsida; Rosales; Rhamnaceae
Product: DNA replication licensing factor MCM3 homolog 3-like
Exons: 4
Coding region: 550-792 (80 amino acids)
Source: RefSeq, a predicted model, not a curated record
UUCCCUUCUGGUUAAACCUAGCCCUCCAAAUUUCUGUGCAAAAAACAGCAGCAAAGAAAGAAUGAUAAAGACACGUACACUCUGCUCCAUCUUCUUCUUCGUCUUGUUUAACUUGUUCCUCAUUGUCUUCUUCGUCUUCAUCAUCAUCACUUUGCUCUAUAACCACUUUUUCCCUUCUGCUCUUGUACUCGUAGAAGAAGUGCUUCAUCUUGAGGUUGAGGUUGGGGACGAGAUUGCUUGGGACGGUGAUGGUGGUUGUGGUUCGUAGGCUGUUCUUCUUCGUCGCUGAGAUUGUCUGGCAAAGAACGCUUUUGUGCGGGCAUUGAUAUGAGACUCAAAAACCAAAGAGAGAGAGAGAGAGAGAGAGAGAGAGAGAUUGAUUGUGGGUAGUGAAGAAGAGGAGAGUCUCUGGGUCUUAGCUUCCAGAAUACCAAAGCGUAAGUUUCUUCUUCGAGAUGGAAAAAGAAGGAAAGAAAAACAACAAAAGAUGGGAGAUUUUCGCUAGUUAGCAACAAUGAAAGAGGCUGCUAUAGAGGUAAAGACAGUGCCAUGGGCAGAGAAGAAGAAGCCAGCUAUUCUCUUUUGCUGACAGGCAUCCCAAGAGAUUGCAUCAGCAAAUGCAGAACUCAGAGCUGCCAGUUCAAAUGUGAAGACAGAACACUUCCAAUAACAGCCAGAAUCUUAGAAACCAUCAUACGCCUCUCAACUGCUUAUGCUAAAUUGAAUCUAAGAAUAGAGGUAUAUCUUUGCUUAAAGUUGGUGGCAGAAUGGUGUACUCAACCUGCUCAAUGAAUCCAAUUGAGAAGGAAGCUGUGGUAGCUGAGGUGAUAUGUUAGUCAUCCUACUUGCAAAAAGAAACACACAUGAAAACUCAAGUCCAUCUAAUUGAGCUUUCUCUGUCCGGAUUUGCUUAACUUAUUCUUUUCCUGUAAUUGAAUCAAUUUUCUCUUGUGAAUAUAUGUUAAUUAGUGUGCUGAGUUAUCGUCUUUUUGCCAUAUACAAUUCAAUGCUGAUUUUCAAUUUUUAUGAUUCAUGGGCUCAGUUUUGCUCAGGUUUGAGAGGACUUCUAAUCGUAUCUUUAAAUAUGAUGCUGAAGACACCUGAAGAGUGUUCUUUAAAAGGACCGCUAAAGGUAUUAAACGUGUAGUAUAUACUAUAUAUGUGAUGGCUGGGAGUUUUACUUUAUUGUUUAAAAUGAAAGCCAAACUACAUCAAAUUAUACAGUAUUAUCUUUUUUAGAUAUUUUUUACAAGUUUGAUUUCCUGCAGAUUUUGCGGUAAUGUGGAAGGUCUAUUGAACUUGUAGAUGUCUUUAGAAAUGGAAGGUUAAUUCUCAUUUUUAUUGAAUUUAUUGCAGUAAUUUCUAUUGCUUUCAGGUCUUUUUUUUUUUUUUUUUUCUUUGAAGCUGAUCAAAGAUGGAAAUUAACAAAACAAGGUGGAGAAUUGAUUGCUUGUGUCUUAUUAUUGAGUUUAUAGAACUCAAUAUUUUUAGCAAGUGGGUCUUAUGUCACCUACUGGUUUGGAAAUAGCUAGUGUUGUAGCUAUUAAAAUAUUGGCUAUUGGGUUUAUACUAAAAUUGAGUUGGUGCUGUGUUUUGAUGGGUGUGAAGUAAGCUCCUUCGUAUAUUUGAUAUGGUUUUGCUUUCUGGCUGUAUUGGCAACUCUUACUGUCGCAGAUUUUAUGAGUUUCAAUUAUUUGCACACCCUUUUCUUAUCUACUUGAUAAGUCGGAUAUCAUUUCCAUAUUUUCCUUGUAUUCUUAUAUAUUUGGAAAAGAUGAGUGAUGUUGAAUUUUAAUUUGUUUUCCGAAAGCCAGCCAAUUUGAGGAUGAGAUACCCUGAGAUGAAGUUUGGAGGUCAAAUUACAUAUAGCAUGACUAUAGUUGAAGUGGAGGCGGCUGCAAUGGAGCUCCUAAAGACUAUUGAAGCAAAGCAAGAAUAGAGAAGUGGGUGAAGCUAUAGUUGGAUUUGACAUUGAAUGGAGACCUACACUCAAAAAAGGUUAGUUGGAUUGAUGAGAAUCUGUCUGUGCCAGUACAACCGAUAAUCAGCUAGGAUGCUGAUCCGAUAUGGAUGAAGACCGGACCGACCACUAGGAUUCAAGCUAAGAGGUUUAAGAACAAUCUGGCUGCCUUUAUACAGGGAGUAAUCCAUGCUCAAAAGGGCUUAUCCAUAUCAGAAGAUACAAAACCUCUUCUAAGGAUCCGAGUGGUGGAAGUCGAUAUGGAUCUGGGUAAUUGUUUUCAUGCAAAUUUAGACAUUGGGCUACAAGGAAUGAUUCUGACAUUUCAUGAACUCGAUGAAUAUCAUUAAGAGGACAUAAAAUUCAGCCAAGGCAUAAUCAAAAGCAUCUAAAAAGGACUUGUAUGGAUACUAUUCCAAUUUGGUUGAAAAUGUGUUUUUAAUCGUUGGUUUUGACUUUUUUUUUGUUCAAGCAAGUUUGACUUAUUCCAAUCAAAGAGCAACGUGUGGGAAUCAUUAUUAAUUAUAUCUGGCAUUUCAUAUGGUAUAUGGAAGUUGAUUUGGAGCCCAAACAAGUUGGAGAUUGGUCAAAAUUAGCUUAGUAAUCAAACUAGUCAACUAGUUUUUUAAUUUGAGUUUGAUUUUUUGUUUUAGGAAAUUAGUUUUUUAUUUAGUUUCUAUUUAUUUAUUUGUUGGACAAAUUAAUUUAGAAAAAU